Messenger RNA from Chaetomium fimeti, 1355 nucleotides. RefSeq names its product NUDIX hydrolase domain-like protein. Gene Ontology annotation, molecular function: isopentenyl-diphosphate delta-isomerase activity. Gene Ontology annotation, biological process: isoprenoid biosynthetic process; isopentenyl diphosphate biosynthetic process. The transcript is spliced from 3 exons. The record is from RefSeq and is a predicted model, not a curated record. Lineage: Eukaryota; Fungi; Ascomycota; Sordariomycetes; Sordariales; Chaetomiaceae. The coding region runs from base 453 to 1217 and encodes 254 amino acids. Gene Ontology annotation, cellular component: cytoplasm.
CUGGUGCUUUUGUUCGAAGCUGAAAGUGACUGUGCCUCUUACUACAACUGUAUCCCUCAGAAUAUACAGUACUCCUUGCAACUCUGCAACUUGGUCUCCUCCGAGGCUGACAGCCUCCCUCUUGCACAGUACUCAGCAGCGCUUAGUCAGCGGCACAUUCAACAUUCCGUCUCCAACCCUCCCCUUGGCGAGGGGCAGAGAGCGCGGGCCUCGCCCGACAGUUUGGCAACAAAGUGGGGUUCCCGUCCGAGGGGGUGUGCAAGGCAGGGGUUUGCCGUUGCCGGCCGCCUUUUGUCGGGCAGCAGCAGCACGCGCUGAGAAGCGGAAAUAUUUCAGUAUUUAAAGUCAGGGCCAUCGCACGCUAUAACUUCCAGGUUCCAAAGGGAGCACUUCUCCACCAAACCCCAACCAACAACGCAUUCUCAUUCCGCCCUCCACAAGAACCUAACACCAUGUCUACCACUACCACCACGACAACGGCCGAGCCGAUCACGGCCGACUCCAUCCUCCGCCUCUUCCCGGACAUCGAUACGAGCGGGGCAGCUCUCGAAGGUCACGAUGAGGAACAGAUCCGUCUUAUGGACGAGGUCUGCAUCGUCCUGGACGAGAAUGACCUGCCAAUCGGGACUGCGAGCAAGAAGCUAUGCCACCUUAUGACAAACAUCGACAAGGGCCUCCUGCACAGAGCCUUCUCCGUCUUCCUCUUCAACGACAAGAACGAGCUGCUCCUGCAGCAGCGCGCCUCGGAAAAGAUUACCUUCCCUGACAUGUGGACCAACACCUGCUGCUCGCACCCGCUGCACAUGGCCAGCGAGACCGGCUCCAACCUCGAAGACGCCGUCCGUGGCGUCAAGAAUGCUGCCCAGCGCAAGCUGGACCACGAGCUCGGUAUCAAGAAGGAGCAGGUGCCGCUGGAGGAUUUCCGCUUCCUGACCCGCAUCCACUACAAGGCGCCAAGCGAUGGCAAAUGGGGCGAGCACGAGAUCGACUACAUCCUCUUCAUCAAGGCCAACGUCGAUCUCGACCCCAGCGAGAACGAGGUGCAGGCCACCCAAUACGUCUCGGCCGACCGCCUGAAGGAAAUGUUCCAAGACCCGACCCUCAAGUUCACUCCCUGGUUCAAGCUCAUCUGCAACUCGUUGCUCUUUGACUGGUGGAAGCACCUCGACUCGGGCCUCGAGGCGUACAUGAACGAGCAGGAAAUCCGCCGGAUGUAAUCGACCAAUAUAUCAAGAAGCUGCGGGUGACAGUUCUCGUUCCUGUUGCAAAGCCGUAUCGCGCGGGAUGCGGGCAGCUUUGAGGAGUUGACCAGCGCCAGUCGUUCUGUUUUAUUUUUAAGCCUAAGAUAUCCGCUC